GGUCUCGACACGCUCGGCUUCGAGGCGCGCGGCCUCGAGGCGCUCGGUUUCGAGGCGCGCGGCCUCGACGCGCUCGGCUUCGAGGCGCGCGGUCUCGACGCGCUCGGCUUCCAAGCGCGCGGCCUCGACGCGCUCGAAUUCGAGGCGCGCGGCUUCGAGGAGGCGGUCGGCCUCGACGCGCGCGGCUUCGACGCGCUCGGCCUUGACGCGCUCGGCUUCGAGGCGCGCGGCUUCCAGGCGCUCGGCCUCGAGGCGCGCGGCUUCCAGGCGCUCGGCUUCGACGCGCUCGGCUUCGAGGCGCGCGGCUUCGACGCGCUCGGC
Molecule: messenger RNA, 321 nt
Organism: Aureococcus anophagefferens
Lineage: Eukaryota; Pelagophyceae; Pelagomonadales; Pelagomonadaceae
Exons: 1
Source: RefSeq, a predicted model, not a curated record